CUGGUAACAGUUCCGAAAUACCUGUUCCGUCAAAUACUCCCCACCCCUAUUUAAUUGGUUCAAUAUAUGGUUCAAUAUGUUCUCUGGUUCAAUGCAGUGGUUUUGCUCCUGGUUUUGCUUUGCUGACUGACAACAAAGUAGGAGCGACGUGACAACCUGACCGAGUCGUGGAGCGAAAAUUUAUUUAGCGUUUGUGUUUAAUUCAGAUCAGUUCAACAGAUCAGGAUUUUUUGAAAGACCAGUGGAUUUGUCCGUCCAGUUCAACAGAAUUUUUGCAGACGAUAAAAAUGACAAAGAAACGUAAGUUUUCAGCCAACAUAAGCCCAAUUAAAGUAGAAGUAAAAGAAGAGAAUGUUCUCGGAAACGAUUAUUUGAUGGCAAAGGGACGCCUUAAAGGUGUUCUUAAACAACUUACUGAAAAGAGUGAAUCAGACAGCGAUUCUUCAGACGAGAGACAAUCUAAAUAUGAUAAUCGAAAACGCAAGGGAGAAACAAUUCCAACCCCUUAUCGGCAUACGUAUGUAAUGAAACUCUUUGAUCGUAGUGUAGAUUUGGCUAGAUUUGAAGAAGACACACCUUUGUAUCCCAUUUGUAGAGCUUGGAUGCAAAAUCAACCCAGAAACCCACAGUUAAUUGUGAAGCGCCGAUUUUCCUCUCCAGAGGCAAAUGAUAUGCCUUGGAAUGCAAAUAUGAUAACAGACAUACAUCGAUUACCCCCUCCUGUUGGUCCUGUGCAAAACCGAAUUCCAUCACCUCUUCCAGAACAGCUUGAGCAAAAUAAAGAUAACAUCAACUUAAAUUAUGAGGAGUGUCCACCUAUUCCUAAAGAUACUUUAAUACGUAAUCACCUACAAAGGUGGGUAAAAGUGAAGAAAAAAUGGAUUGAUACAGCAAUCAGAAAUGAAGAUAGAUAUCACACAAGUAUGCAAAUACUUCAAACUAUUUACAACAAGGCACAAGAAGCAAUGGAAUGAAGUUUAUAUUAUUUACAUUUUCAGGUUAAAUUUAGUUUCUCAUAAAAUUAAAUAUACUCCCCACAAAAAUUAUAGCACCACUUUCAAAAUUUUGUAUAUUUCCAAUUUGAACAUACACAGAAGAAUAUUGGUUGAAAUCACAUUAAAUAUUGUCAUUAUUUGGCAUUGUCUUGCAUACAUUUAUUCAUGAUAUGUAUAUCUUAGUGGGUUUAUCCAGCUGUACUGUCUAUGAUGCAUUUAUGGUUUCACGCUGCUACAGAUGCAAUGGUUUCCAUCACGGUAAAAAUAGUUGCAAAAAUGACAUUAGCUGUCCCCUGUGUAGCGACAAACACUCGGUAAAAGAGUGCAAAGCUGACGAAAGUAAUCGUAAAUGUCGUAAUUGUGUAGGACUUGUUAAAAAUCAAAAAUGGGAUGUUAAAUAUGAUCAUGCCGCUUGGGAUAUUCAUAAGUGCUUUGCUUAUAAAUAUGCUGUGGCUAAAGUUACAACUGAUCUCUUUGGAAUUCCAAUCAGUUUAACUCCUGAUAGAAUUAUUAAUGCUGAAGAUCAGCAUAAUUCAAAUUUGAUGUGACUAGAUGAAUCAAAACUCUGUGCUACUAAACAGAAGUGUCUAAAAAUGUCAUCUAAAUGGUCAAUCAAGAUUUCAUUAUUUCGUUGAUUAUUUCUCUGAAAAUUCUUUUGAUAUAAUCACACUUUCGGAAACCUGGUUAGGCUCAUCUUCCCCUACUGAGUUAUUUCAUAUCGAUGACUAUAAUUUUAUCCAUCUUGAUCGACAUGGGCGUGGUGGUGGCGUAGCUAUGUAUAUUAAGCGUGAUAUAAAAUACAAUGUCCUCCCAAACAUUAUCCUUCAUUCAGUCAGGUAUGCAAUUGGUUCAUUAUAUCGGCGUCCCGAUGACACUAUCUCUUUCCUUAAAGAUCUUGAACUUAUUUUGUCUCAUAUGUACUCAGAAGCGGAUCACGUAAUGUUUUUGGAAGAUUUAAAUGUAAAUUUAUUAAAUGGUGAUGAUAAGAUACUACUUCCUCUGCUAGAAAGCUUAGGAUUUUCUCAGAUCAUUAAUGAACCCACCAGGAUAACGCUCUUUCUCGUCAUUGGUAGAUGUAAUUUGUGUUUCUAAAGAUAUUAAAGUCUUUGAAUUCGGUGUUCAAGAUAUGGACAACAUUUCGGACCAUAGAUUAAUCCACUGUAAAGUGGAUCUUAAAAUGUAUAAACAACCCUCGGUCCCAUAUUUCAUAAGAGAUUAUAGUUUGUUUAAUCUUGAUGAAUUUAACUUUGACGCAAAUAGUGUUAAUUAGACUUAUGUAGAACAACUACAGGACCUGGACCAGAAGCUUGAAUUUUUAAAUAAAGCUAUUAAAACUAUUUUUGACAUUCAUGCUCCGGUUAAGCUUGUUGUUAAUAAAAAUCGUGUACGUAGACCCUACCAUGGUAGAAGGAGACUCUCCUUCUACCAUGGGGACUGCAUAAAUAUUUAGUUUAUUGAUUACAUGUAAUACUGUACUCGUACUGGUAUUAUACCUUUUAGUUAA
Molecule: messenger RNA, 2499 nt
Organism: Zophobas morio
Lineage: Eukaryota; Metazoa; Arthropoda; Insecta; Coleoptera; Tenebrionidae
Gene: mip40
Product: protein lin-37 homolog
Exons: 6
Coding region: 288-974 (228 amino acids)
Biological process (GO): negative regulation of transcription by RNA polymerase II
Cellular component (GO): transcription repressor complex; Myb complex
Source: RefSeq, a predicted model, not a curated record